AGCCUAACCGUUUCCUGACCGGUAUACGAAACAAGUUGAGAAACUAUGGCAACUGAGAAAUCACAAAAAACCCCACCAAAUCAAGAAGCAGCCUCAAUAUCAACUCUCUACUUAGUUGUAUAUAAUGUCGUCCAAUUCUUCGGAUGGUUUAUGAUAUUCUAUGGACUGAUAAACGCCGGUAGUACAAAGUCUGUUUUCAAAAUUUGCUCCACUUUACUUUACAUUUUCCAAACUGCCGCAAUACUAGAGGUUGUUCACGCCGCACUCGGUUUGGUAAAGUCCAAUGUCUUUUUAACUUUCUUUCAAGUACUUUCUAGAGUAUUUGUUGUAUGGGGAAUAUCCUACAGUGUUCCUGAAACAAGAGCCACCAAUGGAACGACAAUGUACUUGGCGGCAUGGAGUAUAACAGAGAUAGUUAGAUAUGCUUAUUAUGCAAUCAAUUUGUUAUCUGAUGUACCUUACUUUAUCGUAUGGGCAAGAUACACUUUUUUCAUUGUCCUUUAUCCAAUUGGUGUUACGGGUGAAUUAUUAGUCUUCUACAACGCUUUGCCAUCAGUCAAGAAGUCUGGCUUAUACAGUUUUCAUUUACCCAACAAAUACAACUUUAGUUUUGACUAUUAUACAUUAUUAAUUAUUGGAAUGUUAACUUAUAUUCCAAUUUUCCCACAAUUGUAUAUGCACAUGUUUAAGCAAAGAGGAAAAUUUGUUUCAACACCCAAAGAUAAGGAAGAGGCGAAGAAGACAAAAUAA
Dimorphilus gyrociliatus is the source of this 750-nucleotide messenger RNA. The record is from the annotation of a GenBank genome assembly. Lineage: Eukaryota; Metazoa; Annelida; Polychaeta; Dinophilidae.